AAUUCAACUCCGAGCCGAUCGAGAUGUGAGAAAACUUUCCAUGGAAACAGCAAUCAAACAUAUUUUCAUUCUCUCCGGCCAAAGCAACAUGGCCGGUCGCGGCGGCGUAAUUAGAGCCCAGGACCACCACCAGCACUGGGACGGAAUUGUCCCACUCGAAUGCCAACCCCACACCAACACACACCGCCUGUCCGCUACUCUUCAUUGGGAGCAGGCGUGUGAGCCGCUACACGCCGACAUAGACGCCAAAAAGGUCUGUGGAGUAGGGCCUGGCAUGUCCUUCUCGAACUCAAUCAGAGGCCAUUGCGGGGAAGAGGUGGUGGUGGGGCUAGUUCCGUGCGCGGUGGGAGGCACCGCCAUCAAAGAGUGGGCGCGUGGGGAGCACUUGUACGAGUCGAUGGUGAAGAGAGCUAAAUAUAGUAUCAAAGACGGAGGGGAGAUCAAGGCUUUGUUAUGGUACCAAGGAGAGAGUGACACGUCGAGUGCGCAUGAUGCUGAGGCGUACCAGGUGAACAUGGAGAGGCUCAUUAAGAAUGUGAGGGAAGACCUUAAUUUGCCUUCGCUCCCCUUCAUUCAGGUGGCAAUUGCAUCAGGUGAUAAAAAAUACAUGGAAAAAAUAAGAGAAGCACAGCUGGGCAUUAAGCUUCCAAAUGUGGCGUGCGUGGAUGCUAAGGGAUUGUCGCUCAAGGAGGACAACCUUCACCUGACUACUGAGGCCCAAGUUCAGUUGGGCCACAUGCUGGCCCAUGCAUACCUUCACCAUUUUGGACCCUCAAAUCCUCCGCAUGUUGCUUGACUUCCCACAUUUGGGUUGGCUGCCAUUGGAGACUGCUAGUGAUUUGGUUUGCCAACUACAAAUAAUAUUUUACCAGCAGUUCCAUUUCAUCUUAAAUUUUAAGUCUGGACCAAAUGUUCACGUCAACUUUGUUUGUUAUGAGGAAGCAUGAGUUUUUGGGUUAUAUAAUCUCAGAAUCAUGAUGAAA
This is a messenger RNA of Tripterygium wilfordii, 983 nucleotides long. Its product is annotated as probable carbohydrate esterase At4g34215. The transcript is spliced from 2 exons. Lineage: Eukaryota; Viridiplantae; Streptophyta; Magnoliopsida; Celastrales; Celastraceae. The coding region runs from base 41 to 796 and encodes 251 amino acids. The record is from RefSeq and is a predicted model, not a curated record.